UUCCGUCAAAUAAAAUAAAUAUAGAGUCUAGAUCUAGACCUAGAUCUAGUGAUUUAUUAGUGAUUAAAUGAGUUUGUAGACACAUGUUAAAAGAAAUACUUACGCAAUUUAGAAUAUAGAUCUAUUUGAAUAUUAUCUUUUAAUGUAAAACAAUAUAAAAAUUAAAACACACAGACAUGAAUAAAGGGUGGCUGGAGCUAGAAAGUGAUCCUGGCCUGUUCACAUUGCUGUUAGAAGAUUUCGGUGUGAAUGGAGUUCAGGUGGAAGAAAUUUAUGACCUGCAAAAACCAAUGGAAGGGCCUGUUUAUGGUUUUAUUUUUUUGUUCCGUUGGAUUGAAGAACGAAGAAGUCGGAGGAAAACAAAUACAGAAGUUGAAUCAUUUGUAACAGAUGCUGAUGCUGUUAAUAAUAUAUUUUUUGCCCAGCAGAUUAUUCCCAACUCCUGUGCCACACAUGCUUUACUUAGUGUUUUGCUGAAUUGUGACAACAAACUUAAACUUGGGAAAACUUUGAACCUGAUUAAAGAUUUUACAUAUUCAAUGUCACCAGAGGACAAGGGUUACGCUAUAGCUAAUAUGCCAGAACUAGCAAGAGUCCACAACAGCUUUGCUAGGCCUGAGAAUAGUAAACCAUUACCAGAGAAGCAAGCCGGCCUUUCAAGUGUAAGAACAAUGGACUCUGAAACUUUUCACUUUGUCAGCUAUGUUCCUAUUCAUGGUCGACUAUUUGAGCUAGAUGGAUUGAAACCACAUCCGAUUGAUCAUGGUCCAUGGGAAAAGGGGGAAGAUUGGACAGAAAAAUUUCGACGUGUUAUUACUGACAGACUUGGCAUGGCAACAGGAGGUGAACCAUAUCAUGAUAUUCGGUUUAAUUUAAUGGCUGUGGUACCAGACAAGCGCCAGCUUUUGGAACACAAACUUUUGACCUUAAAAACUAACAGAAAAAUUGUACUUGAAGCUUUACAACAGCUGCUGGAUACAAAGGUUGUCUCCCCUACCACCAGUGAAAAAUCAGAUUCUGACUGCAAAAACCAAAGCAGUGAGAACAAAAAGACAGUGACUUUCACAACAGCUCCUCCAACCUUUGCACCCUCACCCAGUGCAGUGACAACUGUGUCGCCCUCAACUUCUUCCCUCCCUAACAGCGCUGUGUCAACCACUGCCUCAGUUUCAACCCACUCAAACACAUCAGUGCUAAAAUCAUCCACAAAUCUCUCAAACCAGAAUGAGCAGAUGAAACUUAGGUCAUCUUCUACCUUAAAUAAACUUUCUCACACAGACGGUCAAUGUUCUCUAUCAGAUGCUCAGACUCUGACCGAUGAGAAACCUGUUGUAACUUCUGAACCUUUAGGGAUAAAUGGCAUAAAAGAAAAUGAAAAGUGUAAUAUAAAACCAGAACCAAUGGAUGUGAACACAGAGGUGAAAGUGGAGAUCAAGACGGUCAAGGUUGAAAAUUGUGCGGCAUCAGAAACAAAAAUUACAGUGCAGGUGAGUUCAAGCAAUGGGGGUGUGUGCACGGACAUCACCAAACCCCUCAGCAUUGAGACCAAGUUCAGCAGCUCACCCUGCGCAGCCAGCAAUGAGAGCACAGAUACAGCCUCAGAAAUAGGCAGCGGGUUCAGCUCUCCCGGAAGUUUGAAUACAAGCUCCUGCCAGAGCAGUCCUCAAUUUUUAGAAAGUGGGACUAACACAGAUGGCAGUGAUGAUGCUUCAAAACUUAAACGAAAGAGAAAAUCAAGCCACGUCUUCACUCCAAAGGAUUUGCUAGAUUUGUUAAAAAAUGUUGACAAAGAAAUAGAAUCUUGUGAAUCAAGUCUUAAAGAAGAAAAUGAAAAGCGCAAAAAGUAUAAGAUUGAUGCUUGCAGAAGAACUCACAACUAUGAUACAUUUAUUAUGACGUUUCUCAGAAUGUUGGCAGAACAAGGACUUUUAGGUGACCUCAUGGAGGAAAAUAUCAAUAUUAAAAAACCAGGUGGAAAUGCCACCACUGGCCCUAAGAUGACAAAAAAAGCUUUACUGAAAGCAUCUGAAAAGAAAAAGAAAGCAAAAAUAAAAAAGAAAGGAAAAAAAUAACACCCUUUUAGUAUUUUUUAGCAAUAAUUUAUGAAUUGAAGUGUGCCACAUUGCCAGUUUAAUAUAAACAGUGUGAUAUUGUAGUUACUGCCUUUCUACUACCAGCUAAAAAUGACUGUUUUUCUGUUGCUGUUAAUUUGGGAAGGGGGAUAUGUUACAUUUGAUUGAUAAAUUAUAAGACUGUUUUUUCUUCUGUCAUCUUUAUUGGGUAUAUAUUUUUGUUUUUGUUAUAAAAGGCCAUUGUAAUAAUUCCUGAAAUAUUCUUUAAUGACUAUUUAAAUUGCUAUUGUAAAUUUGUGUAUAAAUGUAAAAAACAUUUUUCUGUAAACUAAUUGUGGAAUGCUUUACUCUUUUAAUGUUAAGCACUUUUACAAACUGUAAUCACAAGCUUUGAUGAAGUGGCUGAUGUUGGUCCUGGAUACGGUCUGAAUUUGUUUGAGCAUUAAAUUUACAUUGCUGAGAAAAAUGCAAGCAAAUAAAAAUAAAUAAAAAUUUCAUGCAC
Molecule: messenger RNA, 2574 nt
Organism: Physella acuta
Lineage: Eukaryota; Metazoa; Mollusca; Gastropoda; Physidae
Product: ubiquitin carboxyl-terminal hydrolase calypso
Biological process (GO): protein deubiquitination; ubiquitin-dependent protein catabolic process
Cellular component (GO): cytoplasm
Molecular function (GO): cysteine-type deubiquitinase activity
Source: RefSeq, a predicted model, not a curated record